Messenger RNA from Gossypium raimondii (Peruvian cotton), 753 nucleotides. The record is from the annotation of a RefSeq genome assembly. Lineage: Eukaryota; Viridiplantae; Streptophyta; Magnoliopsida; Malvales; Malvaceae.
AUGUCCGUUUCGUUAUUACAACCUUUUUUUUUGAUGUCAAAGACCAGAAGCUACGCGAAAAUUCUCAUUGGAUCUCGGUUGUUCUUAACAGCGAUGGCUAUUUAUUUAAGUCUUCGGGUAGCACCACUAGAUCUUCAACAAGGUGGAAAUUCUCGUAUUCCGUAUGUACAUGUUCCUGCGGCUCGGAUGAGUAUUCUUGUUUAUAUCGCUACGGCUAUAAACACUUUCUUGUUCUUAUUAACAAAGCAUCCUCUUUUUCUUCGCUCUUCCGGAACCAGUAUAGAAAUUGGUGCUUUUUUUACGUUGUUUACCUUAGUUACUGGGGGGUUUCGGGGAAGACCUAUGUGGGGCACCUUUUGGGUGUGGGAUGCUCGUUUAACCUCAGUAUUCAUCUCGUUCCUUAUUUACCUGGGUGCACUGCGUUUUCAAAAGCUUCCUGUCGAACCGGCUUCUAUUUCAAUCUGUGUUGGACCGAUCGAUAUACCAAUAAUCAAGUCUUCAGUCAACUGGUGGAAUACAUCGCAUCAACCUGGGAGCAUUAGCCGAUCUGGUACAUCAAUACAUGUUCCUAUGCCCAUUCCAAUCUUGUCUAACUUUGCAAACUUCCCCUUCUCAACUUGUAUCUUGUUUGUUCUGGAAACACGUCUUCCUAUUCCAUCUUUUCUCGAAUCCCCUUUAACGGAAGAAAUAGAAGCUCGAGAAGGAAUACCAAAACCUAGUUCACUCGCUGAGUCUUUUUGCAUCCAUGGCUGA